CAACUGUGAGCAAAGGUCAUAUAGCCGUACGAGGGGAGGACAAAAUGAAGAAGAGCAGUCUGAUGCUCAGCUCACACAGGUCCAGCUUCUCUAGGACCGGUAGAAGUUCCGUCUCUGCCGGGGGCAGAACCGGGAUCCACCCGGAGAGGAGCACCGAUCAGGUCCCCAGAGAAGCAGUCCGGGUGUUGGACGAUGACGGCGAUGACGUCACUCCCUGGCCGCUCUCCCGUGCAGAGCCAGGACACGUGACGUCAAAACCAGGCAGAAGCUUCCUGGAUGAAAUCUUCACCAGCUCAGGAUCAGAGCACCUGAAGUCGGGCUCAAGCUUCAUCGGGCCCUCUUUCAGCUCAUCUAUGGGCAGCAGCCGACCUUCUACCGCAACGUCACUAACUAAAGGCACUGAAGAUAGUCUGAUCAAACUGGACAUACCAAUAAACCCUCCAGUGCCGUGUAAAAGAGACAAUGUGAAGCAACAUGUGACAGAAGAGAUGUUGAAUGAGGUAGUAGGCAUCUGCCUCUCUGAAACAGAUACCAUUUCACUGCUGGACAUGCCCCCCACCUUUAUGUCAGAGGAUGCUGAUGAUUCAGAAGCUAUUAAAGAGAGCAACGUUCAAUAUGCUGAGCUUUGUAAGAACAGAUUGGGCAACGAGAAGUAUGUGGAACGAUCAAUGCAGACUCUCAAUGGAUCACCCAAAAACAAGCAGACCCAGACUGACAAGAUUGUCGCGGUAGAUGAAGAGACGAGUGCUUCUGUCUCGGACAUAUAUGACUCUCUCCAAAAUAAUACCCCUGAAAGUGGUGAUAAGGCUGUCUAUGCAGAGACUUCCAUGAACACCAGCAAAGGUCAAGAAAAUAGUGGACAACAGAGCAGCAACUGCAGCGCAGUUGGCAGCACCAUUAGCUCACAGGUAGAAACGGAAAUCCAUGGGAAUAAUUUAAAUACUGAUUACGACGCGGAGCUGAUCAUGUCGUCAGAGGCAUUUAAAUACAGCUUGUUAGUGAUGGAGAGGAGCAUCGUGGCAAACAACUUUCAAACCGAGCUGGCUGCUUACAGACAGCUGCCCUCACUGGAAGACCCUGGCAGCACAGUGAAGCCCAGGACUAAAGAGCAGAGUGAGGAAAGUGAGGAGAGCUCUUCAUCUCCAACACUGGAACCUCUCUUGGCUUUCAGCUGCAAGCUCACCAGAGGACGCAACAUUACCAGCAUGGCCUGGAACAAGAGGAACCCGGAUAUCCUGGCAGUGAGCUACAGUGACUAUGACUCCAGGAACCAGAAACCAAGUCUGAUCUGCUGCUGGUGCUUCAAAAAUCCUACGUGGCCGGAGCGUGUCUUCUACUGUUCUAGUUGUGUCAUAUCCCUGGAUUUCUCAGCCAACAACCCCGGCCAGCUGGCUGUUGGGGCGCAGGAUGGAACUGUGGCCAUCUAUGAUGUCAGUCAGUGCAACGUCACAUGUAUCGCCAACAACAGCAAUUGUUUCAAAAGGCACCUGCAUCCAGUGUGGCAGGUCAACUGGACCAAACAAGGGAUUAAAAUAUCAGGGAAGGACAGGGUAGAAGCUCUCAUCUCUGUGUCGGCAGACGGCAGGAUUUGCAAGUGGUUCCUCUGCAGCGAUGGUCUUGACUGCAUAGACCUGAUGAUGCUAAAGCAGCCUCCAAAUCGUAAGAAGAAAGCUGCAGCAAAAAAGAAGACAGAACAGGUUCUGCCAGUCGCGGGGACUCCUGGUCUUUGGGUUGACUUCCAUCCAACAGAAUCCAGUAUCUAUGUGGUCGGCACAUGGGGGGGGACCAUCUACAAGUGCUCCAUCUCCAACAGUCAGAAUGUUCUUGAAACUUAUGAAAAACACUUUCGCCCUGUGAACCGCAUUGAAUGGUCUCCGUUUAGUUCUGAUGUGUUCCUGAGCUGCUCCUCUGACUGGACCAUCCAGCUGUGGAGGAAGGACCUCUUCACCCCGGUGUUGAGCUUCACAUCCACCCGGAGGGCCGUGCAUGCCGUCAAGUGGUCCCCAAACUGGUCCACGGUAUUUGCAGCACAUAAUGGUCAGCAGGUGGAGAUCUGGGACCUGAAUUCAAGCAUCCUGCAACCAAUCAUUGUGCACCACGCUGCAGCUGGUGUGAAGGUGACGUCCCUGCUGUUUACAACAGGGACAGACUGUGUCCUGGUAGGGGACAGCAACGGGCAAGUGACUGUCUACCAGAUCAAGAACCUCAUUCUAGGAGAAGACAAGCAGGUGGAGAGUUUGGAAGACAUCGUUAACCAUGCAGCUUCCAGGUAGUUUUUGAAACAGCAACU
Messenger RNA from Anoplopoma fimbria (sablefish), 2290 nucleotides. Its product is annotated as dynein axonemal intermediate chain 4-like. Gene Ontology annotation, biological process: cilium movement. The coding region runs from base 45 to 2273 and encodes 742 amino acids. The transcript has 17 exons. Gene Ontology annotation, cellular component: axonemal dynein complex. Gene Ontology annotation, molecular function: dynein heavy chain binding; dynein light chain binding. The record is from RefSeq and is a predicted model, not a curated record. Lineage: Eukaryota; Metazoa; Chordata; Actinopteri; Perciformes; Anoplopomatidae.